This is a messenger RNA of Notodromas monacha, 2046 nucleotides long. The record is from the annotation of a GenBank genome assembly. NCBI's taxonomy places the organism in Eukaryota, Metazoa, Arthropoda, Ostracoda, Podocopida, Cyprididae.
UUUUUAAACAGGUCCAAAAGCGGACAAUUUUAUUUGAAAACUCGAUUAUUGAAGGCUACAAAAAUGCGGAAGUACGCGUUACUUUCCAUCCUCUGGGCUUCCUUGGUGCAAUUGUGCGCAUUCCAGGGGCUUCCCAGCAGGGUAAACAUGAACACCUGGGGGUUUGGACCCUGGGUUCAGUCUUCAGUUGGCAGCCCGUUACCCACGCCGCAAACAUUUCGAUCCACUGCCGAGCAGCUCGUGGUCGACCCCAACAACUUCGUCUUCAACUAUGCUGCAAACACACAGUGUGAAGUGGUCGUCAAGGGCAUUGAAAGGUAUAGGGAAAGGAUUUUCAACCCUGCGAGAUGGCCAAGAAAACCAGCUGAAAAUAACAUACGGCAGCACCCCAAGGACACUUCCAAAGUUGCACAACAACAAGCUGUGAAAGUUUUGCAAAAUCUCGAAAUUAUCAUCAGUGGAUCCGUUUGUGACACGCAACCGAAAUUUGGCGACGAUGAACAAUAUACUCUCAAAAUCAAUUGGGAAGAUUUGGAACCAGGAACUUCCACAUUGUCCUCACCCACAGUUUGGGGAGCUUUGAGAGGCCUGGACACUUUCAGCCAAUUGGUCUUUUUGUCACCAGAUGAUGGAAGAUCAUUUAUCGUGAACACGAGUUUAACCACGGACUUUCCGAGGUAUUCGUGGCGAGGUGUUUUGGUGGACACGUCGAGACAUUUUUUGCCAGUGUCACUUUUAAGGGAAGUCAUCGACAUCAUGGAGCAGAACAAGUUGAAUGUGUUCCAUUGGCACAUUGUGGACGACAACUCGUUUCCUUUUGAAAGCGAAGUUUUCCCUGAGCUGAGCAAUCAAGGAAGAUAUCAUCCUGGCAGAACAUACUCACCAGCUCAAGUUAUUGAUGUGAUUGAACAUGCCAGAUUAAGAGGGAUCAGGGUUGUACCUGAGUUUGACACACCUGGUCACACUCAAUCCUGGGGUCCUGGACAGCCUGGUUUACUCACAGCUUGUUCUCAGGCAAAGUUGACAUCAGCAGCAAGACCAUUCUUGCCAUAUGGUCCUAUUGACCCAUCCAAAGAUGCAAAUUAUGAAUUCUUGAGAAGACUGUUUGAUGAGAUCACCAGGGUCUUUCCUGAUGAAUUUUUGCACUUGGGUGGUGAUGAGGUAGACUUUGCUUGCUGGGCAAGCAAUGAAGAUGUGAAAAACUACAUGGACCAGCUGAACAUAACAGGUGACUAUGCUGCACUGGAAGCUCACUACAUCCACAGACUCAUUGACAUAAUCAAUAGCCUGGAAAAGAAGAAGAAACCAAUUGUCUGGCAAGAGGUGUUUGACAAUGGUGUCCCCCUCAGCAACGACACAGUGGUUCAUGUUUGGAUUGGUGAUAAUUGGCAAGAUGAGAUGGCAAAGGUAACCAGAGCCAACAAGAAAGUCAUCUUAUCUGCUGGCUGGUACCUGAACUACAUCAGCUAUGGCCUUGACUGGGAGAAGUACUACCUCCAAGACCCAGAAGGGUUCCAAGGAACACCUCAACAAAAGGCUUUGGUCCAAGGUGGAGAGCUGUGCAUGUGGGGAGAGUAUGUGGACUAUACUGCACUUGUUUCAAGGAUGUUCCCCAGGGGCUCUGUGAUUGCAGAGCGGUUGUGGUCUUCUGCGAAUGUGGUUGAUGUUAACAAUAUGGCCGCGAGGUUGGAAGAGCACCGGUGCAGACUGGUUAGGCGCGGCCAUGAUGCUCAGCCUCCAAACGGGUCCGGUUUCUGUCCUUUUGUUGUUUUGGACUGAGCUUCUUUCAACAGUUUUUUAGUGUAAUGUAUUUUGUGACGAGGAUAUUGAGGAUAUUCUCCCCUUUCCGAAUUUGUCUCCAACACUUUUUUUUUCAAAUUUUUCAGCAAUGUAUGUAUAGAUGACAAAAUAUACAAAUGUGCUGGUUAUUUUCCAAAAGAACAAGAGCCUUCUUCUGGUGAACUUGAGAUUUAGUGAGUCUCCAAAACUGAUUUUAGCAUAUUAUUGAUGUUAUGUGUCCAUAUUUGUGAAAUCAACUGAGCCAAC